UUCUUUGAUAGAUACCCAUUUUUAGCUCUCUCUCUUUCUCUCUCUCAGUUUUCUCUUUCCUCUCUCUCUCUUUCUGAGGUUUCUCUCUCCUCUCUCCUCUCUCCUCUCUCCUCUCUCCUCUCUGUCUCUGUCUCUCUCUCUCUCCAGAAGGGCAAAACCCUAAAGAGCCGUUUACACCCACCCAAUUCUUAUGGAUGACGAUGCGUUAAACAUGCGCAAUUGGGGCUAUUAUGAGCCGUCCUUUAAAGGGCAUCUCGGUCUGCAGCUCAUGUCGUCCAUUUCUGAGCGGGACAUGAAACAUUUCUUACCGGGCCGUGAUCCUUCUGUUAUGGUUAAUGCUAAUGGAUCGUUCCAUCCUCGGGAUUGUGUUGUUUCGGAAGCACCAGUGCAUAUGAACUAUGUGAGGGACAAUUGGGGGGGUAACCCCAGAGAUAGGUUUCUUAAUAUGUUACCUGCCAAUCACAACUAUCCUGUUAUUCCAGAAACUUCAGGAGCUCACUCCUUGCAGAUCUUGCAACCACCCUCUUCAUCUAGAGAUGAAAUAGCAGCAAGUAGAGUUGAAGAACCUCCAGUGAAGAAGGAAGGUGGGAAAGCAAAGAAAAGACAGAGUAGUGAGGGUGGCCCCAAAACCCCCAAAGCUAAAAAACCGAGGAAACCGAAAGAUACUAGCACGGCUGUGCAGCGUGUGAAACCACCAAAGAAGAAUAUUGAUCUUGUUAUAAAUGGGAUUGAUAUGGACAUUUCAUGUAUUCCAAUCCCAGUUUGCUCUUGCACUGGAGCUCCUCAUCAAUGUUAUAGGUGGGGAUGUGGUGGUUGGCAGUCUGCCUGUUGUACAACCAACAUAUCAACUUAUCCUUUGCCCAUGAGUGACAAAAGACGUGGUGCGAGGAUAGCUGGGCGAAAAAUGAGUCAGGGUGCGUUUAAGAAGGUACUCGAGAAACUAGCAGCUGAUGGCUAUAAUUUUGCUAACCCGAUCGAUUUGAGGACUCACUGGGCGAGACAUGGUACUAAUAAGUUUGUCACAAUCAGGUAGACUAAUUCUCUUGGUACUUCAUGGGCUUCCGGGUUAUGUCGCGUCAUGUCUGCUUGAAUUGUGUAUAUAUCUGCACCCUUCUGCAGAGCUCUGCUGGUAGUUUGUAGUUCAUGAGUUUUAUUAACAUUUCAUAAUUGUUUACGACAUUUGGACACGUUGGUUCUUUUAUUUAUUUUCCCCUUCAGCUUAUGUGAUACGUGCAAACAAAAAAAAUUUAUCUGGAUGAACUUUCAUUUAUUUGAGAUUCCUUUUGAAAGUA
Messenger RNA from Benincasa hispida (wax gourd), 1292 nucleotides. RefSeq names its product protein BASIC PENTACYSTEINE2-like. Gene Ontology annotation, molecular function: DNA-binding transcription factor activity; sequence-specific DNA binding. Gene Ontology annotation, biological process: response to ethylene. Gene Ontology annotation, cellular component: nucleus. NCBI's taxonomy places the organism in Eukaryota, Viridiplantae, Streptophyta, Magnoliopsida, Cucurbitales, Cucurbitaceae. The record is from RefSeq and is a predicted model, not a curated record.